Danio aesculapii is the source of this 882-nucleotide messenger RNA. RefSeq names its product PABPN1 like, cytoplasmic (gene pabpn1l). Gene Ontology annotation, molecular function: RNA binding. Lineage: Eukaryota; Metazoa; Chordata; Actinopteri; Cypriniformes; Danionidae. Bases 104 to 595 code for a protein of 163 amino acids. The record is from RefSeq and is a predicted model, not a curated record. The transcript is spliced from 7 exons.
GUGUGUUAGUUAAGGGCAGUAACAGGACGGCUGUUGUGGUUGAUGCUAAAAACCAGCGUGGAUCCAACAGGAGCUGGAUGCGGUUCAAGCUUGUGUGCUGGAAAUGGACGAGUCUGACAUGCAGUAUGAGGUAGAGAGACAGUUUCCCUACAGCCCUGAGGCAGAAUUGUUCUUCGACAUGACCCAUGAAGAGAGAAUAGAUUCUGAUAGGAGAUCUAUCUAUGUGGGGAACGUGGAUUACGGAGCAACUGCAGACGAAUUGGAGAUGUACUUUAAUAGCUGCGGUCAUGUUAACAGAGUUACAAUUCCGUAUAACAGAUUCACAGGCCAUCCAAAAGGUUUUGCCUACAUUGAGUUUUCCGAGAGGGAAUCUGUAAGGACUGCCAUGACUUUAGAUGAAACUCUAUUCAGAGGGCGAGUCAUUAAGGUAUCGCCAAAAAGAACAAACAUUCCAGGUUUCAGUACAACAGACGCAUACUUGCGUGGAGGCUGGUCUCGAGGACGAGGUUUCCGUGCCUCCAGAUUUAACCCAUUCAGAGGCUGCCGCUUCAUUAGGGAAAAUGGAAGAGCUCAUCCUUGGGUUGAUUCUUUUUGAUUUUUCAGUUCUCUUCCUAGCACUUCUCGGUGCUUAUUAAUUUCUUUUUCUGCAGUUGCAUGAAGGGAGCUCAGUUUAUUAUUAUACUUUGUCUGCCUGUUGUAUGACACUACAAAAAGCGAAGGUUUGAUUUAUAUUAAGUAAUUACCUUUUUAUUUACACUUUUAUACAAUUGCUUUAAACUGCUAUGCCAACGAGAGGCUGAUAUGUCUGGUGGACUUCAGUACUUUGUCUGUUUUUGCCUUUUUCUGUGCUCAAAUUUAAGUAAGCUCAAUGUAAAUAAAACA